AUGGCGAAAGAAGAUAUUGAAGAAGAGAGGGAAAUCCGUAAUGAUGCCUCUGAAAAUAGCUCUGACGAAGAAGGUGAUGAUGUCUUAGAUUCUUCUGAAGAAGAUGACGAUGACGAUGAUGAGGAAGCCAUUCAACGUGUUCGGGAGGGAUUCAUUGUCGACGAUGACGAAGAUGAAAGUCAAAGACGUAAAAGAAGAAAGCAUAAGAAGAGAAAGAGAGAAGAACGCACGAAUGAUGAUGAGAAUGAUGCCUUGGAUCAAGAUGAUUUGGAGUUAUUAAUGGAAAAUUCAGGUGCGAGACCUCAACCUAGCUCGAAUAAGCUUAAGCGUCUUAAGAGAGCACAUACUGAAGACACAGAAGGAGAUGAAGAAGGGACAGGAGCAAAUGAAUCUAGGAGAGGCGGGUUAACCGAUAUUUUCUCCGAUGAAGAUAAUGAUGAAGAAGAACGAGCAGACUUACGUGAGACUCGUGUGGACGAUGACCGUAAUAUAUUAGAUGAAUUCGAAGAUUUUAUCGAAGAAGACGAAUAUUCCGAUGAGGACGAAGAACGUCAACGCAAAUUGACUCAGCAACGUGAACGCGCUCAAAAGAAAGGUCCAAGGCUUGAUACUUCUAAAUUAUCUAAUGUUGAUAGAGAAAGUUUACAACAAUUAUUUGAAGUUUUCGGUAAUGGUGCUGAAUAUGAAUGGGCAUUAGAAGCGCAAGAAAUGGAAGAUGAAGGUAAUGGUGAAAACUUAGAACCUACUUCGUUGGAUGAAGUUUUCGAACACGCAGAAUUAAAAGAACGUAUGUUAACGGAAGAAGACAACUUAAUUCGUAUUGUUGAUGUCCCUGAAAGAUUCCAAAAGUAUCGUUCUAAUUUAAACUAUAUUGAUUUGGAAGGAGAAGAAUUAAAGAGUGAACAAGAUUGGGUGGCCAAUAUAUUGUUCAUGGAGAAGCAAGGCUCAUUUAGUGGAUUCUUGGAAGAACCAUUUAAAGAAGCCGUUUCUAAGGUUGUUGAAUUCAUUUCUAAGGAUGUCUAUGAAGUUCCGUUUAUAUGGACUCAUCGUCGUGAUUUCUUAUUAUAUUCAGAAGAAAUAAAAAAUGAGGAUGGAAGUGUCACUAAUUCAGUUCAUAAAUUAUUAUUUGAAGAUGACUUAUGGCGUAUUUUCCAAUUAGAUAUCGAAUAUCACUCACUUUUCGAGAAAAGAGUGAACAUAGAAAAAUUAAUCGAAUCUUUGAAUUUAGAUGAUGAUUUAGUUAAAGACGUGAAAUCAUUAGAAACUAUGGUUGCAAUUCAAGAUUUACAGGACUAUAUUAAUUUCACUUAUUCUACCGAAAUACGGAAAUUAUACGAUGACAAAGAAACCGAAGGAAUUGAUAAUAAUAUAACCAAGAAACAUUCUAAAUAUGCUGUUUUUGAAAGAAUAAAAUCAAAUGUAUUAUAUGAUGCAGUCAAAGCUUUUGGUAUAACGGCAAAAGAAUUUGGUGAGAACGUUCAAGAUCAAAGUUCUAAAAAGUUUGAGGUUCCUUAUAGAAUUCAUGCUACUGAUGAUCAUAUUGAGUCCCCUGAAGAUUUAAUUGAAAGACUUUGUGAAGAUGAUGAGGUUUUGUUUAAGGACCCAAAGAACGCUCUUAGCGCAGUCAGAAAGACUUUCGCAGAAGAAAUUUUCCACAAUCCUAAAAUUAGACAUGAAGUAAGAUCUACAUAUAAAGAUUUUGCUUCCAUAAGAGUAGCGAUCACUGAGAAAGGUAAAUCUAUAGAUAACCACAGUCCUUAUGCGGAUAUAAAGUAUGCCAUCAACAGAUCUCCUGCUGAUUUAGUACGUAAUCCUGAUGUCUUACUUAGAAUGCUUGAAGCAGAGGCUGCUGGUUUGGUAGUUGUGAAGGUUGAAACAAAAGAUUACGACAGUUGGUUCCAGUGCAUUUUCAAUUGUUUGAAAUCAGAUGGAUCUUCUGAGAUUUUUGAGAAAUGGAAUAAAGAAAGAGAACUUGUAUUGAACAUGGCCUUCAAGAGAUUGACCUCUAUGGUUUCUAUGAAUACGAAGGAAGAUUUACGUCGUGAAUGUGAGCGUUUAAUUGCAAGCGAAGUCCGUCGUAGGUUCUUAGCCAGAAUUGAUCAAGCUCCAUUUACUCCAUUUGGGUUUGACAAAGGCACAAAGCCAAAUGUAUUAGCAUUAUCGUUCGGAAAAGGUGACUUUGACAGUGCUGUUAUUGGUGCAUUUUUGAGAGAAAGUGGUAAAGUUGAUGAAUUUUUCAAAUCUGAGAACAACCCUAUCAGGGAUCGUGAAAGUGAAGAAAAAUUCAACGGCCAAUUGAAAGAAUUUUUCGACAAAAGCCUUAUUAGUCAAAAGCCAGAUGUCAUUGUUGUUUCUGGCUAUAACGCUCUCUCAAAGAAGCUUUUUGAUUCUGUAAAGUCUUUUGUUGAAACCAAUAAUAUUACUGCUACUACCGAAGAAUUAACUGAUGUCCAAAAUCCACCAUUGAUACAAGUGAUUUGGGGACAGUCAGAAACUGCAACUUUAUUCCAGAAUUCCGAAAGGGCAAGAAUUGAGUUUUCCGAUAAGCCAACAUUGGCUAAAUAUUGUGUAGGGUUAGCACGUUACGUUCAAAGUCCGUUAUUAGAAUAUCUUUCAUUAGGUGAAGGUAUUUUAUCAUUGACAUUUUAUGAAUAUCAAAAGUUGAUUCCAACAGAUUUAAUUAUGGAGGCAAUAGAAUCAGCCUAUGUGGAUAUAGUUAAUAUGGUUGGUGUUGAAAUUAACGAAGCAAUUCGUGAUCCAUAUAUUGCUCAACUCUUACCCUACGUUGCAGGAUUGGGACCCCGUAAAGCUUCUGGAUUAUUGAGAAACAUCAAUUCUAAAUUAGGGUCUACAUUGGCUAACAGAAGUGAUUUAAUCGAAAACGAACUUUCGACUGCUAACAUCUUUAUUAACUGUUCAUCAUUUUUAAAUAUUCCUUACGAUGAAGGUUUAUCUAUGAGAGAUUCAUCAGUAGAAUUAUUGGAUGCGACAAGAAUCCAUCCGGAAGAUUAUGAUUUAGCUCGUAAGAUGGCAGCUGAUGCUCUUGAUUUAGACGAAGAAGAUAUGGCUCAUGUUGAAGAACAGGGUGGUAUUAUUUAUCAAUUGAUGCAAGAUGGAGUAAGUAAGGUUGAUGAUUUAAACUUAACUGCAUAUGGUAAAGAGCUUGAAAGCAAAUUUGGUAAAAAGAAAUAUGCUACUUUACAAAGUAUCAAGGAAGAACUUGUUAAUAAUUUCGAAGAAAUUAGAAGGUCUUUCCAUAUAUUAGAAAACCAUGAAGUUUUCCAUAUGUUGACAGGUGAAACAACUGAAUCUUUUGCCAGAAAUACAAUUGUACCCGUGACAAUUAAUAAAGUUGGACAAAACUUCAGAGAUUUUGAAAAUUCGAAAAUUAAGUUUGCCAAAGUUACAACCUCUUCGCUCAUCCUGGGUAAUAUUGAAGAAGCUAGUAUUCCUCAAGGUAUUGAUCUUGUUCAAGGACAGGUAGUACAGGCUGUUGUUUUGGACGCUUAUUACGAUUCUUUCACCGCAUCGUUCAGUUUACUUGAGGCAGAUAUUCAAAAGGGAGCUGCUCCUAAAUUCCAUAAAGAUCCCCUCAAAUGGGAUUUUGAAGCAGAACAAGCAGACAAGCAAAAAGAAAUGGCAAAGGAAAGAGCACAACUUGCCAAAACAAGAAACAUUCAACAUCCAUUGUUUCAUAAUUUUAGCUACAAACAAGCUGAAGAAUUUUUAGCACCUCAAGCAGUUGGAGAUUGUGUGCUUCGUCCAUCCUCGAAGGGACCAAACUUCUUAACCGUCACUUGGAAAGUGGCUAACAAUUUAUUUCAACAUCUUAGUAUACAAGAAAAUACUCAAGGUAUGGGCAAGGAAUAUAUUGUUGAACAUAAGAGAUAUGCUGACUUGGAUCAAUUGAUCUUUCAACAUGUUCAAGCUAUUGCCAAACAUGUAGAUGAAAUGUGCCGUCAUCCAAAAUUCCGCGAGGGUACUAUGUCUGAGGUCAACGAAUGGUUAGAAUCCUACACUAAAGCUAAUCCAAAGAAUAGUGCGUACGUGUUUUGCUUUGAUCACAAAGCACCUGGUUGGUUUUUAUUAUUAUUCAAGGUCAAUGUUAACACACCAAUAACUACAUGGCAUGUUAAAACAGAAAGUGAUGGUUACAGAUUAAAGGGAUUCUCAUAUCCAAGUAUGCUUCGUUUAUGUAAUGGUUUCAAACAAACCUUCAAGAGUUAUGUUAAGGGAUUUGCGGAUAGAUCAAGAACGGCUAAACCUGCUCCAAUAAACAAUCAAGCUCAAGCAAGUACAUACGGUGGAUAUGGUUAUUGA
Debaryomyces fabryi is the source of this 4320-nucleotide messenger RNA. RefSeq names its product chromatin-remodeling histone chaperone (gene SPT6). Gene Ontology annotation, cellular component: transcription elongation factor complex. The record is from RefSeq and is a predicted model, not a curated record. Bases 1 to 4320 code for a protein of 1439 amino acids. Gene Ontology annotation, biological process: positive regulation of transcription elongation by RNA polymerase II; mRNA transcription by RNA polymerase II; transcription elongation by RNA polymerase II. Gene Ontology annotation, molecular function: DNA binding; histone binding; nucleosome binding. The transcript has a single exon. Lineage: Eukaryota; Fungi; Ascomycota; Pichiomycetes; Serinales; Debaryomycetaceae.